Molecule: messenger RNA, 1043 nt
Organism: Daphnia carinata
Lineage: Eukaryota; Metazoa; Arthropoda; Branchiopoda; Diplostraca; Daphniidae
Exons: 4
Coding region: 93-731 (212 amino acids)
Source: RefSeq, a predicted model, not a curated record
GGCAAGGGGCCAUUGUUGACAGGUUUUGUGUUGUUGUGAUGGUAGACCAGUAAAUGCUGAGCUUGAAUGUGUUGACAUGAAAAUUCUGCAGGAUGGAUAAAGUGAAAAAAUACUGGCAAACAGUUAUAAAAGAGCGAGAGGGCUUCUGGAGCUCUUUGUUUAGCAAGUAUGAAGAGGAAAAGGAAGAUGUCGACCUUCGAUCUUAUAUGGAUAAUAGCUCAUCAAGGAUCGAAACGUUAUUGCAACUAGCGGUUGCUAAUGGGGAGGAUGCCAACCCCGAACAUCCAUGUACCAAAGUGGCACAAUGCUCUGAAGAGCAGCCGUGUGAAGUGUCAGAUACUAACCUUCAACUUAGUGAUGAUGUAAAUCAAGAGCCAAAACAAAGAAAGUCAACAUGCUUCAAUCAUCCAGUUGCACAAGUGAAAAAGGCAGAGCCACCUGCAUAUGUUGUCGAAAUUAUGCCAGAGGAAGAAGAUGAAAAAUGGAAGUCAAUUUUAUUCUCAACUAAAAAAUUGAAACUUUAUGAUUCUUUAGUGAAGACUAAAGAUAGUAUGGAGGACUUUGUCACUGAUGAUCAAUCAGUAAAGUCAAUUGAAAGUUCUCAUAGUGAAGCCGUAAAUGAAAGCCUUGCGCCAAACGUGUCUAUGCAAAGUGAGCCGUUAAGAUUCGUUUGUCGUCGUAUAAAACCAGCACACACUCGCAUUCACAGUAAUUAUCGGACAAUGGUCUGACGAUGUACGUCACGCCCAAAUCCAGUCAACGUACGAAAAUUCGUUCUGCGCUGCUAUUUCCUUGAUACUGAACGCGUUCGUUAAUCAUGCCCAUUCGGCACUCGCCAAGCCGAAAUAUUCGUAAAGGUUCUGUAAUUACUCACCAACUGCCGGUUUCAAUUUCUCCGCCUAAAGGAAGAUGCAUAAUGUGCGUGCAGCUUCUGUGAUCCGCACGCUCGGCGCGAUGAUGUGUGAUCUGUUUUUCUGAUUGAUAAGCUGUGUGGUGAGACGAACACGUCUAGAUCCCGCCGGUCAGAUAUUUAACCUUCAACA